GUGAGAAGCGCAGUCCUCGCCGCAGAAGCUGCAGCGCAGAAGGCAGGCCUCCCCGCAGACAAGGAGGCCACAGCCGCAGCCAAGGCAGCGCUGGCGGCAGCCAAGGUAACAGGCCUGCCAGUCGAGGAGCAAGCAGCACUGGCUGGCCGUGUCGUUGCGUCGGUGCGGGAGAGUCUACAGAAGGCUCUUGCUGCGAAGAUCAAGGAGAUCCACCGCAAGGUUUUGGCAGCCAAGGUUACGCCAGCACCCAGCGCAAAGAUGUCGGAUGCCGAAGCUGUUGCCGCCGCUGUGGCAGCGGCCCGGAGUGCCAUGGAUGCCGCGCAG
Messenger RNA from Symbiodinium pilosum, 324 nucleotides. The record is from the annotation of a GenBank genome assembly. NCBI's taxonomy places the organism in Eukaryota, Dinophyceae, Suessiales, Symbiodiniaceae.